GCUUCUAGUGCUCACUGCCCUUCUUCUCUUGGGAUUAUGGGCCGUCAUGAUCCGGCGUAGCAGCUCCACUAGCCGGCAUGCCGGAGCAAUAGCUCCGUUCGUCGUGGAGAAGAUCGGCGACCCUGCCGUCGCCCAUGGUGUACUCGUGGAGGACGCGGACGCCUUCGCGAACCGCCCGGUCCUGCCCUUCUUCGUGGCCCUGGCCAACGCACGUGGUGCCGAACGCAGCGAGAACGUAAGCUCCGUGCCCUACGGCCCGCACUGGCGUGCUCUCCGCUGCAACAUGACAGCCGAGACGCUCCACCCGUCGCGCCUCGGGCUAGGUCACCUCGCGCCGCUGCAACGGGAAGCCAUUCAGGACCUCGUGGCCGCCCUGUCGGCCGGCGCCAAGGGAACGGUGGUCGUCCGAAACUACCUCUACGUCGCCGUGUUCCGGGUCAUCGCGCGCCUGUGCUUCGGCGGCGGCGUCGACGAGCGCCAGGCUCUGAUAAGCGCCAUGCAGUGUCUGGUGCACGACUUCCAGCUCGGCAUCGGAGAGAUCAAGCCCGUGCCUGUCUCCUCCCCGCUAGCCAAGCUCGCGCAGUGGAGGCAGCAGCGCCAACUCCUGGCCAUCCACGGCCGGAUGAGCGAGCUGUUGCUCCCUCUCAUCGCGGCACGGCGGCGGCAGCCGUGCGACGACGGCGGACGUCGUCCAUACUUGGACUCACUCAUCCAACUCCCCGUCCCCGGCCCCGAAGUGGCCGAGGGCAAGGACAGUGGCCGGCGCGCUCUCACGGAGGACGAGAUGGUGAACCUCGUACUGGAGUUCCUCGGCGCCGGCACGGGGUCGCUGGUCGUAUGCCUCGAAUGGACUCUCGCUAACCUCGUAGCUCUACCAGACAUCCAGAAAGAGCUCCGUCGUGAGGUCGACGCCGAGGCGGCCACUGUCUCCCCCGACAGGAGCCAGCUGAUCCGUGGCAUGCCCUACUUGCACGCCGUGGUUCUCGAGAGCCUACGCAUGCACCCGCCGGUGCCGUUAGCCUUCCGCCACGUCCAGACCGACGCCGCCGGGAUGAGCGUGGGUUCAGCAGCCGUGCCGGGGAACAGCGACCUGAUCGUGCAGUUCCUCCUGGGGGACAUGGGAAGGGACAGAAAGACGUGGACGGACCCCGACGAAUUCCGCCCGGAGAGGUUCCUUGCCGGCGGCGAGGCACACGGCAUCGGCCCUCUGCCGGGGCCCAAGGAGAUGAGGAUGAUGCCGUUCGGCGCGGGGCAUAGGUUCUGCCCGGGCGUGGGUCUGACCAUGGUGGUUGUCAAGUGUUUCUUGGCUGCGCUCGUGCGUGAGUUUGAGUGGGCGGCGCCCACGGACGCCGUCGACUUCACAGAGAUGGACGCCUUCUUCAAGACCAUGAAGAAGCCUCUUUCCGCACGUAUCACGCCACGCAACUGAUAACCCAUGCAUGCAUGUCUGUGUGUUCUC
Messenger RNA from Lolium rigidum, 1459 nucleotides. RefSeq names its product cytochrome P450 89A2-like. The transcript is spliced from 2 exons. Gene Ontology annotation, cellular component: membrane. Bases 47 to 1429 code for a protein of 460 amino acids. Gene Ontology annotation, molecular function: oxidoreductase activity, acting on paired donors, with incorporation or reduction of molecular oxygen, NAD(P)H as one donor, and incorporation of one atom of oxygen; heme binding; iron ion binding. The record is from RefSeq and is a predicted model, not a curated record. Lineage: Eukaryota; Viridiplantae; Streptophyta; Magnoliopsida; Poales; Poaceae.